AUGAACCCGUCCAACGGCAUCCCGGAGACCAAUGUCGAGGACAUGUCCAAUGCAGAGCUAUUCCAGUAUCUCUUCAAGGCUGAACUCGGCUCGGAUUUGCCCGCUGCCUUCGCUGAUGUCCUCUUCACCGAUACAGCCUCAGCCUCCCCGGCUCCCUCGCCUUCCUCGUCUUUGUAUUCGUCCGACCCUUCCGUACACUCGCCCUUGUCUCCCAUGGACAGCUCGCCGACAACCUCAUCCCUCUCCUUCCAUUCCCCGCCCUCAUAUCAGGAAACCGACAUCGACAUCGACACUCCACAGCUCCAACAGGAGCAGCAACAGCAAGUCCAGCCUCUGCUUCAGCUUCAGAAUGUUUCCUUAUAUCCAACUCUGCUGCCUUCAACUUCUUUUUCAUUCAGACAAAUCUCACCCGAUAUGCCCCCGAGCAUGCCAGCCCAAUCCACCACAGCAGACCCAACAGGUCCUGAAGACCAGUUCCUCAGUCUUGCCCACACCGCCACCGCUGCCGCCAGUGCGGCCUCCUCCACCCAAAUGUCCUUUUGGAUGCAGCGCUUCCAACAGCUGCAGCAGCUUGAGCAGAUGCACUACCAACAACAGCAACAGCUUCUCGCAUCACCCCUCUUCGCUGCAGACAGCCCGUUCAACCUGAGCAGUCUCAACAUAGCAACCUCUGCUGCCGCGGGGCUUCAAAGCAGUAGUGCUUCUGAGCGCUCUGCUUCGCCAUCCUUGCCACCAUCAAAGACAUCUUCCUCGGGGUUGCCCACUGUCAAGCCGGAAAAGGAUGUUAUCUAUCCUUCCCCUCCUAUGAAGGACGACAUGUACAUGGACAGCGACUCAGAUGAUGGUUCGAAUCAGGGCGGUGCCGCUAGCCCCGACCCAUUGAAGCCGAGCCCAAGCGAACUUAAAAAGAUGACCAGCAAGGAGCGCCGUCAAUUGCGCAACAAGCUGUCUGCUCGCAAUUUCCGCGUUCGCAGAAAAGAAUACAUCAGCUCACUAGAGAACCAGGUCAAGGAGGCACGCAAGGAGGCCACUGAAUUGCAAAAGAAGCUUGCCCAGUCGGAAAUGAACUACCAAAUCCUGCGACAGGAGCUUGAAACUGCUCGCCUUUCGCAGACGUUAUUCAACGAUGGUCGCAACAUGUCCAGAGAACACGCCAACCUUUUGGCCAGUCUAUUGAAUCCCAACACCGAGUCCUUCCCCACGACCUCGUCCUCAGACUCUAUUCUUUCAACGGCACAACAACAACAGCAGCAGAAAGAGCUCAUGGACAGCAUCCACCACAACAACAUGACCAUCCUUAACAACCCGCUGACUGUUACUCAACCUCAAGCGUCAUCUGCGUUACCUGAAUCAACCCUGAGUACCUCUCAAGGUUCGCUCCAGCCCUUCGUGGCCUUUGACGGCAACUGGGAGCUUAUUGUUAACCGGGCCGAGAUGAUUGUGGACCCGGCACUCGACCCCAAGGAUGAGCAGUCCAAGGCAGCGGUCUACGAGGACCUCUUGGCACGUUACGAAGCCGCGAAGUACGAGUCUGAGGUGGACGAGCAGAUGCGUACUGAACUUCAGGCCUAUCAUGAACAAAAAUUAGCGCAGACCUACAUUGUUAUGCCCAAGGACGAGGUCGCACUUCUGGCAGCCAGCAAGGCUGGUCAGGACACUUUACUUCUCCAGACCAUGGUAUACAUGAUGAUGAUCCAGCUGACUCGGUCGCUAUUUGAGGCCGCGACGCUCUCCAAGGCUCAGUUGGUCAACAUGUACCAGAACGUAGACCCAUCCCUGCGAUCCAAAAUGGGACAAGAACAACAGGAACGGCGCGCAUGCAAGUUUGCAGAGUGGCGCGAGGCGUGGAUAUGCAAAUACUGGCCCUCGUUCUACAACAACCGUCAACGUGUCUGUGAGCUGUUGAAGAACGGACUCUGCCCCGCAGCGAAUUCGCCCGUAGAGGUGGAUGUGGACGAGGCUGUGCGCCAGAUGGAGGAGGGCGUCAAGGACAAGACGGUGGAACCCCAGAUGACUCCCUUCUGCGUGUGGUUGCGUUCAUGCAUCGCCUCAUGGCUGCGAUGCCCUGAGCAGGUUGCCAAAGAAGAACGCGAGGCACUCUUGCGCGAGUCUAGAAAGUCCUUGGAGGUGAUUGAUUGA
Molecule: messenger RNA, 2139 nt
Organism: Gamsiella multidivaricata
Lineage: Eukaryota; Fungi; Mortierellomycota; Mortierellomycetes; Mortierellales; Mortierellaceae
Exons: 2
Coding region: 1-2139 (712 amino acids)
Cellular component (GO): RNA polymerase II transcription regulator complex
Molecular function (GO): DNA-binding transcription activator activity, RNA polymerase II-specific; transcription cis-regulatory region binding
Source: RefSeq, a predicted model, not a curated record